AUGGAGAAUUGUCUGUGCAGCCCAACACAUGAGUCCGAAAAGGAACCGGUCCUUCUGGGGGGUGCGCGGGGGCAGUGGGAGAAGGGGGAGAGUCAGAUGGACUGCGGUGAGGGCGGAAAGGAAAGGACUGCAGAAGCUGGACUACACGGAGAGGGGAGAUGGGGCAAAGCUGAGGACCACCAGCACCCGCUGGGGGUCCACCAGGACCUCCUUACUGCUCAGCCUUCCCUUCCGUGGCACGCAGACCCCAGCCCAGCUCAGCCGGGUGCGAACGAAGAAGGGAACGACUGGCAGGGGCACGAGGUCGACCUGCAGUCCCAGGAGACUAGUGCGGAGGACUCUACCAAAGCAGCUAGUGGACGGUGCCUAAACAGAGAGGCCACUCCUCCUGGGCCGCCCGACACCGAGGGCACAAGAGCGUCGGCGCUGGUCGACCAGACCCAGGACGGUGGGGUUAGGAGCGAGAUGAAGGGCCUGCGCUCUGCGGAUGAGGAAACUGUAUCGAGCCGCACUCAAUGGGUCCGCUCCACCCGCCAGGCACUGAGCCGCAAUUGGGGCCCCUGUGUCCCCUCGGAGUCCGAUCCCAACCCCGACCGGCCAGGCCCGCUGUCCUCGGAGAUCCCUCCGCUGGACGGCGAAGGCAGUGAUGUGGGCGAGGAUCCCACAGCAGAUGCCAGCUUGGCCCCCAAUCGCCUGUCGGUGGUGUGUCUCCCAUUGGUGUCUGAAGGUCUCAAGCUGGUCUGGGCCCAGUCGGAGGACAUUGCAGAUCUGGAUGGCAUCCAAGAGCUGGUGGACACCUUCAACGCUUUUCCGUACCCGACGCUGCAGGAGGUGGCAGCCCUGGCUUGCCGCUGUGGCCUGCCGCUGGACCAGGUCAAAGUGUGGUUCAUGGUGCAGCGCAUCCGCUACGGCAUCAGCUGGGCCUCCGAGGAGAUCGAAGAGACACGUCUCAAGGUGUGCAGACGCCAUCGGGGGGGAGAGGAGGAGGAGGAGGAGUAUGAGUGGGGUACCAGGCUGGGCCUCCGGGAUGUCGGCGUGAAGAAGCGAGACGUCCCCCCUACCUUUCCAUGCAAGAGGGCCAGAUCCAGACGUGCUCUGUACUUUGGUCCGUCUCCAUCUGUCUACGGCACAUCAGGGCUCUACGCAGCCCCCAGCCCCCUGUUUUCCGUGGCGCCCCCUCCAGGUCAGCGGCACGGCGGUGAUAAUAAAUUGAAAGCGCAACUAAUGGAGCUGCGAUGUAGCUUCAGGCAUCAACACUGGCCCUCUGAACUUCAGGUCCAGCAACUGCGGGAGCAGACCGGCCUCGGCCGCGGUGACGUCCGCCAGUGGUUCGGCGAGUGCCGCGCCCAGCUGAGUAAAAGCGGUCGGGACGGGGUGGGAACAGCACGCGGUUACAGCCCGAAAGGCCCGGAGGAGCAAAACUCGAGUGGUGAUGGAAGCUGGGAGCUGGAAAAAAGCAUGGGCGAUGCCCACCUCUUGGAAAGUCCCUCUCGCGAGGGAAGGUGGGAUCACGCAGAAGGUAAAAGCGGAAUCCACGAAAAGUCGUGGCCCAGAAGCAAGGUGAAAGUGGAGGACGAGGGGAGGGACUCUGGAGGAGACCGCCUGAUUUACGCCGGAAGUCACAAAGAAGCGGUGAAUCGCCAACCGCCGCCGCUCUCGUCUCCGUCUCCGUCCCCCUCCCCGUCUCCCUCCCCUUCCGGCUCGCCAGCUCUUUGGAGCCGGAGCCGCCUGCGGAAGAAGACCAAGGAGCAGCUGGACGUGCUGAAGCAGCACUUCCUGAGCUGCCAGUGGCCCAGCAGGAAGGAGUACACCCGGCUGGUGGAGCUCACGGGCCUCCCACGCCACGAAGUCAUCCAGUGGUUCGGCGACACGCGCUACGCCGUCAAGAACGGUCAGCUGCGCUGGAUCAAGGGCGAGCGGGAGCAAAUCGUGGCCGAGAUCACGCAACAGCAGCUGAUCGGUGGCAGACCGGGGGGCAGGAGAGGGCGGCGGGCGAAGGACUGCGGUGGGCGGGGCCUCGGGAACGGCGCUCGUUCACGGCCGCUGCAGCAGCUCACGCACACUUACAGCAACGGCUACGGGACUAUGGCUCCACACUCUGGGCACCCAAACGGCGGCGGCACUGACUGGGGAACUGACAUCCCGCCACUGGAGGGGUAUCGGCAUCGAGACGAAGACCUGGAAACCUUCAGCCACGCGUCGCGGUUCCUCGGCCAGGACGGCAGCAUGGCGGAGGUGGAGGUCAAUAUCAGUGACUGAGACACGCCUCCGGCCCGGACUGCCGUCCCUGGGCACGGACCCUACCACCUGCCCCCGUUUCUGAUGUUCCUGUGAGACAGUAUUUGCCGAGGGGCCAGUAGGACGUUUUCUGCAGCGUUUGUCCGUCUUUACAUGCGCUUGUGCUGUGUGUCCAGAGUGUGUGUUGUUUUCUCCCACAAUAAUGUGCUUGACUGUGGGACAGUUUGAAGUGUCUCUGUGUGGAGACGACCGUGUUUCGCAUCAGCAUGGAGCACCGACCACUAAAGGACCUGAACACUGUGACGGGCUGGAGGUUUACGGCACAUUGUGCACUGCGGUCCUGUGCUGUGGGCCUAGUGUGUGUGUGUGUGUG
Molecule: messenger RNA, 2611 nt
Organism: Scleropages formosus (Asian bonytongue)
Lineage: Eukaryota; Metazoa; Chordata; Actinopteri; Osteoglossiformes; Osteoglossidae
Product: homeobox and leucine zipper protein Homez-like
Exons: 2
Coding region: 1-2259 (752 amino acids)
Biological process (GO): regulation of transcription by RNA polymerase II
Cellular component (GO): nucleus
Molecular function (GO): DNA binding; DNA-binding transcription factor activity, RNA polymerase II-specific
Source: RefSeq, a predicted model, not a curated record